AAGCUCCACUGGGACGGUCGCCUGACUGUGCCAGAAGCCCCCAGGCAGCAGCUCCUUGGUUUUUCUUCUUACCGGAGAGAGAUCUGGUACCUACUGUGCCUCAUGGCCACGCUCCUGGUCUGCGUGCGCCUCUCCGGUUUUUUCCACCAGUGCCGCGAAGAAAUCCCACAGUGCCGGCCCUCUCUUUUCCUCUCCCCCCUCGCCAGCCUGAGAAACACGCGGGCCAAGAACCUCUUCUACCUCCUGUGCGUGGCCUUGCUGGCUGGGGUGGCCGCCGCCGCUCUCGUGCUCUUCGUGCGCUGGGGCUUCCCACUCGUGGUCCUCUGCAUUGCCUGCUACUGGGCCGUCGCCUCCAGCGCCGAUGACUCUCUGGGCAAGCUGCAGGAGCUGGUGCAGGUGGCAGUUGUUGCCUUUCCGUGGGCUGUCUAUGGACUGGCGUCCGUGGGGCUGCUGCUCCUGCUGUGCAAUCCCAUGACGGUGUUCGCAAAGGACACGCGGGAGUCGGCAGGGUCCAUCGUCACGCCCUACCUAGGGGUUCCCAGCUCUGAAGUCGACAUCCUCCACGUCAUCCCGCAGAUCUACAAGAGGAUGCAGGAGUCUCAGAAGAGCCGCCUGGAGCGGGGCAGCUGGCUGAGCCUCGCCUUCCUGCUCCUCUUCCUGGAGGCCUUCGUGCUGCUGCACAUCCACACGCGUGCCAGAGGCCUUGCUGGAGAUGCUGAGCCUUUUUCGGUGCCCUGGUACGCAGUCAUCUCCUGGCUCCUUGCUGCUUCCCAGUUCUUCUAUUCCACGGGCCACCAGCCCAUCUUCCCGGCCAUCCACUGGAAUGCAGCCUUCGUGGGCUUCCACCUUGACCACAGCACAAACCUCCUGCCUGCUGUCCUGGUGGGCGCCAACACCUUUGCCUCCCAUAUCCUCUUUGCAGUCGGCUGCCCUCUGCUCCUGCUUUGGCCCUUUUUGUGUGAGAUGCCCAGCUCGCAGAAGAAGAAGCCCAAGAAAGAGCCCCGGGAGGAGCGGCAGGAGGUGGAGGAGCACAUGAUGGAGAUGAGGCUGCGGGAGUCCCCGGAGAAGUUCUCCGCUGCUCUGCUGCAGCUGGGGCUGAAGUACCUCUUUGUCCUUGGGACACAGCUUCUGGCCUGUGUUUGUGCAGCUAUGAUCCUCAGGAGGCACCUCAUGGUCUGGAAGGUCUUUGCCCCAAAGUUCCUCUUUGAGUCGCUGGGCUUCGUAGUGAGCAGCAUCUGCCUCCUGCUGGGGAUCUCCCUGGUGAUGCGUGUGGACUGUGCUGUCAGCACCUGGUUCAGCCAGCUCCAGCUCAGGUAG
Eurypyga helias (sunbittern) is the source of this 1317-nucleotide messenger RNA. It is a transcript of the gene PIGO, whose product is annotated as phosphatidylinositol glycan anchor biosynthesis, class O. Gene Ontology annotation, biological process: GPI anchor biosynthetic process. The annotation marks the transcript as partial. The transcript has 7 exons. The record is from RefSeq and is a predicted model, not a curated record. Gene Ontology annotation, cellular component: endoplasmic reticulum membrane. NCBI's taxonomy places the organism in Eukaryota, Metazoa, Chordata, Aves, Eurypygiformes, Eurypygidae. Gene Ontology annotation, molecular function: mannose-ethanolamine phosphotransferase activity.